GGAACGUUGUCUUCCGCUGGUCCGCUGCAACGACGCGGAUCUGAUGGUAACCGCUACGAAGAUUAAUCUUCGUAAAGAAGCGGUUGCCUGCUAUGUGGUCGAACAGCUCGUUGGAACGAGGCAUGGGGUAGUUGUUCUUAACCGUGCAGCGGUUGAGACCGCGAUAAUCGAUGCAGAGACGGAGAGUUUCAUCUGCUUUGCGAGCAAAGAGGACGGGUGCACCCCACGGGGAGUUGCUGGGUUUAAUGAAACCCAGUCUCAGGAGUUCCUCAAGCUAACGGUUGAGUUCGGUGACCUCAGGGAUCGAGAGUCUGUAGGGUGCCUGGUGGUGAACACGAUAGUCAGGCACGAGCUGAAUGGAGUGUUUGACGUUCCGCAUCGGUGGGAUGCAGGCGUACGAGAACGACGAUGGGAAAACAUCGUGGUACUCUCGAAUGAGGUCACGAACUACGGGCUCCAGGUCGGCCGUAUAGCGUGCGAGUUCCUCAGCGUCAGCAUCGGCGCAUGACGACGGGGUGAACUCGACGGACGGCGGAGGGUGGGAAGUAGAGAUGGGAGCCAUGAAGAUAGAAGGAGGAUCUGGCUCGAGAGGGAUGAGUUCGGCUUUGGGACAGGGUGGAUCAUAGUGUAAGAGAUCCGUCACGUUCACCAUAAAGAAGGUGACGUCAUCCUGUCGGAUGAAGUGAGCGAACUGUCGAGGUGAGGUGAUAGUGAUCGUAGGAGAUGGUGUGGGCACGGAAGACUCUGGGGGAGGAGGAUCGGGGCGUGGUGUCGCGGUGGUACCUAUGAAAGGUACGUGCUACGUCUGUCCACACUUCGUUUUGAGACUGAGAGUGUUGGUCGCCCAAUCGUCCUCGGUGCUGCGGAAACGACAAGACCACGGAGUACCGAGAAUGAAGUCGUACCCCGUCU
This is a messenger RNA of Chara braunii, 912 nucleotides long. Lineage: Eukaryota; Viridiplantae; Streptophyta; Charophyceae; Charales; Characeae. The record is from the annotation of a GenBank genome assembly.